AUGUCUACUGCCUACAAGCGGCAACGUACAAAAUCCGCGUAUGAGGAGCACAAUGUGUCGGCGUUUGUUGAGAGCUGCAUUCACUUCAAGACAAACCUGACGUUUCACACUGCGGCCGAGGGAAAGCAAUUAGCGAACGAGGCCGUGCAGAAUCAUCCGCAGGAACCAAAUAUUGUCCUGCUUCUUGGCAAUCAGAAGCAGCUACAGGAAAAGAAGGCAUUGAGCACCUUUUUUCCGUACUACAGCAAGGCGGUGGAGUCGGCAAUCAACGUUGCUGCUAGCGGUAAAACCUAUUUGGCGGAGAUUACACCACAUGCACGUGUUCUUGUUGGCAUGGUCUCUUCCAAGGCUUCUCGUCACAACUGCCCCUUGCGACCAGACAUGAUUUCCACCUUGGUUAAGGAUGCAGUUCAUCAGGCUCGUACAGGAGAUAGUGAGAAGUCAGUUUUAAGGUCUGUGGAUAUUUAUUGCUGUGAGUCGCAGAAUGUACUUUGCGUUGCCACAGCCAUAGCACGUGCUGCAAAUCGCAGCUUUUCCGCAAAACGCGGUCGUGCGGAGGAGGGUUAUUGGGAACGUGGGCUUCCUGUCCGCGUUGUUUUUGCGGCCAAUACUACAAAGUCUGGUGCGGCAGUGGAUGGGGACGGAUUCGCGUGUGGGAGUCGUCGCGCACUGGAGGUGGCAGUGACGGUGGUGCAGUUGUGUCAACGGCUCGUAGACGCCCCGACGAAUUUGCUCGACACCAUCACCUUUACAGAAAUUGCCGCGGGGCACGUGGAAAAACUAAAGGGAGAGGGACGUGACGUUUCCAUCGGUAUUAUCGCUGGCGAGGAACUGCGAGAAAAGGGCUACGGUGGAAUGUACGGUGUUGGCAAGGCGGCAGAGUUUCCACCGCACCUUGUUACACUCUCAUACCAGCCGUCGAAUGGCAUCAAACCGCAAGAGAAGUUGGCGUUUGUUGGGAAAGGCAUCGUGUACGACACGGGUGGCUUGUCCAUCAAGACGCUUGGCGGUAUGUGUGCGAUGAAGCAUGACAUGGGGGGUGCAGCGGCCGUCUUUUGUGGAUUUCUCGGUCUGGCCAUGAUUGAGGCACCGCAGCAGGUAUCCACAGUUUUGUGCCUCGCUGACAAUGCCGUGGGGCCACGCUCCCAGCGUAAUGACGAUAUUAUCCGCAUGAAGUCCGGUCACACGGUUGAAAUCAACAACACCGAUGCAGAAGGACGACUUGUUCUCGGCGAUGGUGUCUACCACGCCUCCGCCCUGUUGCCCUACACACCCGACAUCAUUGUUGACAUGGGGACUCUGACAGGGACGCAGGGCGUCGCGACAGGCCGCUUCCAUGCGGCCCUUUACGCCAAUAACGAAGAAAUUGAAAACCGCCUCUUAAAGGCGUCCCGCAUUUGUGGUGAUCUUUGCUUCCCAAUCUUACAUUGCCCAGAGUUUCAUUCCUUGGAGUUCAACAGCAGCGUCGCGGACAGUCGCAACAGCGUGACGAACCGCGGCAACGCCUCUUCGAGCUGUGCGGCUUAUUUUAUUGGCACCCACAUUGACCCCAAGUAUCAGGGCAGCUGGGCGCAUAUAGACAUGGCGGCACCAGUUUCACGCGAUGAGGCUACUGGGUUCGGCGUGACACUUUUGCUGCAGACUUUUGCCAUGUCUAUUUACAACCCCGCGUGA
Trypanosoma cruzi is the source of this 1674-nucleotide messenger RNA. RefSeq names its product aminopeptidase, putative. The transcript has a single exon. Gene Ontology annotation, biological process: proteolysis. Bases 1 to 1674 code for a protein of 557 amino acids. Gene Ontology annotation, cellular component: cytoplasm. Gene Ontology annotation, molecular function: metalloaminopeptidase activity; manganese ion binding. NCBI's taxonomy places the organism in Eukaryota, Euglenozoa, Kinetoplastea, Trypanosomatida, Trypanosomatidae. The record is from RefSeq and is a predicted model, not a curated record.